Molecule: messenger RNA, 4961 nt
Organism: Cyprinodon tularosa
Lineage: Eukaryota; Metazoa; Chordata; Actinopteri; Cyprinodontiformes; Cyprinodontidae
Gene: rab3gap2
Product: RAB3 GTPase activating protein subunit 2 (non-catalytic)
Exons: 34
Coding region: 273-4535 (1420 amino acids)
Biological process (GO): regulation of GTPase activity
Source: RefSeq, a predicted model, not a curated record
CGUUGUUAUGCUAAUGAUGUGUCAUCAACACAUUUGGGUGGAAGCUGCAGAUUAUGGGCCAAAUAAACUCAGUGGACAGUUAUUAAUAGUUGUCUAAAGGAUAUUACAAGAUAAAUAAGAAGCAUUCGUUAGCUAGCAGAUUGUAAUAAACUUAAACACGGAGACGGAAGUGGACACAAGCAGCGCUGGUGUCUUCUGGACAGUUAGCAAGGAAGCUAACUAACUAUUCAUCGACUCUUCCUCGGUUCCUGACAGGAGAGGAGAGGAGAGGGAUGUCCUGCAGCUUGUUUGAGUUUUGUCGGCUCCAAGAGCUCAGAACAGUCCGAGACUUCUUAUUCCAGAACCAGAGUAAAGAGUCCCUGGAGGAGAAGAAUCAAACAGAAGAGAAUGAGCUGUCCUGGGAUACCUCUGACUGGGAAUCAGGAUGGGAUAAUGGAGACAAUAAGGAGGAGGAGUCUACGUCUCUCUCAAAGGCAGAGGAGGAGCCACCGGGGCAGAGCCAACCCUGGCUGCAGGACUGCGUCGUUUCCUUGUCUCCCUGCGCCGACCUGCUGGUGGUCGCUCGAGAACAGAAAGCGGUCUUCCUCUCAGCAAAGUGGCGCACAGAUCAGAGCGGCAGAGAGGAGAUGACCUUGGCUGUGUCCUGGAGUGGAACUCUCAGCACAGAAGAAGGAGAGAGUGUCAGCAGUGUGAUCGCUAUCCCCCUGGCCAGCCAGAAGAGGAGCUCCACCGGACGGCCUGACUGGACAUGCAUAGUCGUUGGAUUCACAUCUGGAUAUGUCCGCUUCUACACAGAGAGUGGGGUUUUGCUCCUGGCCCAGCUGCUACAUGUGGACCCUGUUCUAAGGCUCAAAUGUCGCACCUAUGAGAUCCCUCGUCAUCCUGGCGUGACUGAACAGCACGAGGAGCUCAGCAUCCUUUAUCCUGCUGCUCUGGUCACAAUCGACGGCUUCAGCCUCUUUCAGUCGCUGCGGGCCUGCAGGAACCAGGUGGCAAGAGCUGCAGCAGCCGGCAGCGAUGUGGUCCCCCCUCCUCCUCUGGCCUACAAGAAGUGGGGUCUGCAGGAGAUGGACACCAUCGUGGACCACAGCAGCGCAGGCGUAAUGACCCUUUGUGUGUUUGACCAAAUGAAGAAUGCAUCCAUCCUGGGGGGGUUUCAUGCAUCAGUCAAGGGAAGCCCCCCUGCCAUGAGCCAGUUUGUGACUGUAGGAUCGGGGCCAUACACAGGAUUUUAUUACGCAGUGGAGGGAAACUCUCAGCCUCUCCUGUCCCACGUGGCUCUGGCUGUUGCCAGCAAACUCACCUCUGCCCUCUUCAACGCUGCCAGUGGCUGGUUGGGUUGGAACAAGAACAAGAGUGAAGAGGAAGCUGCUCAGAAACAGAAACCUAAAGUGGAGCCUGCCACCCCCUUAGGGAUCAGAUUCGGUCUGCCGGAUUCCCGCCGCCACGGCGAAUCGAUCUGUCUGUCGCCUUGCAACACGCUCGCUGGAGUCACUGAUGACUUUGGUCGAGUGGCGCUGCUGGACCUGGCAAGGGGCGUCACCAUCCGCAUGUGGAAAGGGUACAGAGACGCCCAGCUGGGCUGGCUGCAGGUUCAGGAGGAGCGUGGGGAUCGGGAGUUCUCCCCCUCCGCUUCACUCCCCAGACGUCACGCUCUGUUCCUCAUCAUCUACACCCCCCGUAGGGGGAUCCUGGAGGUGUGGGCCAUGCAGAGGGGCCCUCGAGUCGGUGCAUUCACUGUAGGCAAAUAUUGCAGACUCCUUUAUGCGGGCUACCAUCUGAUGGGGGUGAACAGUGUGACCAGUCAGGGCUGGCAGCUGCACACGCAACAGGUGUGUCUCCUGGAUCCCACUACAGGAGCUCUGAGGACCAUCAGCAUCCCCUUCCAUCUGGCCCUCAGUGACAAAAAGAAUGAGCGGGCUAAAGACAUGCACCUGCUAAAGAGACUGAGCGCCGUGUUGAAGAGCAGAGAUGUGGAUCCUGAUGCUUUGGAGAGAGAAGCAAAAAGCGCUUUGUUAGAAAUUAAACACCCGGCUAUUAAGAAGCAGGCUUUGGAGUCUCUGCUGUCAAACAAGAAUGCUCCAGUUUCCUGUCUUACUAAUGUUACCAGUGCCUUACAUGAUGCUUUGAAACAGCAAGAAGCAGAUGAAGUGGAGACAUCGUUACUCCAGCUCUGCUCCUCUCAUUUAAAACUGCUUCAGCUUUAUACGGACAUCCAGCAGCUGCAGUCUGCAGCAAACACUGACGUCUGCUCUCAAAAUGAUUCCCUCGAAGGCUUAGAGGAGGAGUUGUCGCGUGUUGAGCCCACCUUGCAACGCUACGCACAGCUCAGCUUCAAACCGUCGGUGUCUUUCGCGCAGGACUCUCCUGACACGCCGCUGUCCGCUCAGGCUUUCCUCACUCAGCUGGAGGUCACCGAGGAUGGACGGGUGAAGGUGAAUCGUGGGUCUGACGCUGAAUGGAACCAGUUAGGAAAUUUUCUGUUUUGGGGCUGCUUAUGUGGUAAAAGUCCCACCCAUAAAGUCUGUGACACACUACAGCUGGCCGGCUUCAGCCCACAGCAGCUACUGUCUUUGUUAAUGAGCGUAUGGCUGCAAAGGGAGAAGGAGGUGCUACAGAAGCCUGUAGAGACAGUCAAACAGCUUUACACGCUGCUCAUUGCCCUGAGCAACAUGGAAGGGGCUGUUGAGGAGUCUUGGGAUCCACAGUCUGUCUCCCCCUGGUGGCAGCAGGUUCGAUUAACAUGCAUCCAAUCUCACAAUGCUGCUGCUGCUUUACUGGCUGCGUUAGUGGCUCACUGUGCUGCCAAGACGAGCAUCACAAGCAGGGCUGACAGCAAGGUAGAGCGUCUCCCUGCUAACAUGGAAGCUAUCAGUCAGGUACCGAGCGCUGAAAUACCAACACUGCGUUUCUCUGCUGUGUUCCAGCUGCAAUCAGAGUGGGAGGCGGUGUCGUUGGAGCUGGAGCAGUGGGUGGUGUGCGUCCGUCAGCUGGAGGACAUGCUGGUCCUGCAAGCUCUUCUGUUGGUGCCUUCUCCUCAAGGAACAGCAGGCGGCGCUGUAGUUCAGUGUUCAAUCAAAACUCUGCUGGAGGGAGGCACAGGUGGUAUUGCAGACAGUGUUUCUAAGUGGGUGUUCAGGCAGAACAUCACGCCAGAGCGACUGAAGGAAAUUCUGCUGAGUAAAGAAACUGAAGACGAAAAGAAGCAGAAAGGGGAUGGAGGAGGAGCUGAAGAGAAGAGGAGCCAUGAGGAGGCAGACAGGACAGCAGAGCUGUUGUUGGCAGUUUGUCAAAGGUUCCCAGAUUCUUUGUCUCCAGACCUUCUCUUCGCCCACUGCAGCUGGGAGUAUGUAGUGCAGUGGAAUAAAGACCCAGAGGAGGCCCGAUAUUUCUUCAGCGCUGUGGAACAUUUAAAGCUUAUCUCCAGUCCUCACAUUCAGCUAGGUAUUUCCUCAAUGAUGUGGAGCACUUUCGUCGUCAAGCGUUUCUCAGCAGCUGCUUUCCUCAUGGAGAAGGUGGGGAAAGCACCCAAAGAUCGCUUAUGUCGACGGGAUGUGGGGAUCGGAGAUAAAGCCAUGACGUCUUUCCUGGGCUGCUGCGUCCAGCUGCUGCAGAUCCUCAUGGAGGUGACUGGAAUAUUGGUUAGGAAUCAGAGCUCUUUGUCUUUUAUGGCCUUCUAUGCGGACUCCGCCAUGGAGGAGGUUCGUGCUCCUGAGCUGUCUGUGGAGGAGGUGUGGAGUGGAGCUGAGGGCCCUGCGUCCAUCGCCCAGCUGGCCCUGGAGCAGAGAGGCGUUCACUACCCUCUGGUCCAGCACCACUGGCUGCUGGCAUCGAUUCUGCACGCUGCCAUGAGCUUCACGGUUAAAGUCAAGCCGCUCAGUCAGUUUGACAGCAAGGGUAAGAAUGCUUUCUUCAGGGAUCUGACCACCAUCCAGCUGAUGCCCAGCGGAGACAUGGACCCUGGCUUAGUCUCAUUACGGCAAGAGUUCCUCCUCCGGGUGCUAACUGGAUGGGUGCAGGCCAUAGACGACACUUUCUGCUCGACGUCCUUGCCUGCCUCCACACCUCUGCCCUCUGAUGGACCAAAAGCAGACUGGUGGCCCUCGCUGUGCAUUGAUCUUGGCUCCCUGCUGCAAGUCAAUCCAGAUAUCCUUCGUCGACACCUUGUCUGUGAGCUCUACAACCAAGGCCUCGACCUCCGAGCCGAAGAGGCCAUGCUGCAGGUUGAAGAUAAGGAAGUUCUGGGCUCCCAGCUCCUGGUGCUGACCGGCCAGAGAUUAAGCUACUCCCUGCUUCACAGCCAAAACCAGACGCAGGCUGCCAUGGAGCUGCUGGCUCGCCUGCCUCCAACCCUCUGCACAUGGUUAAAGGCAAUGGAUCCCAGUGAGCUGAGAUGCCCCCUGGUCUCUCUGUCCAAGACCAGCCGACUCGUUAGCCGUCUGAUAGAAAUGCUUCCAGAAAACCACGCUCAGUACAGCCUGGCCCUGCACCUCCUGGAAGCUGUGGACGUCCUCACUCUAUCUGCUGAAGGUUGAUCUUUGCUGACUGCACUAUAAAACCCGUCAGCUGCGCAUUAGAAAGGCCUGCACAUUUAGGUUUCAUCAGUCAAAUCACGGCAUUUAUUGUUCAGUGUUUAAAAAAGUGGCUUUUAACUUUGUUUUAUUAGCCCAUCAGUUUUUUUUUUGUUGUUGCAUGUAAUAUAAAAGGUAUUCAGUAUUUUUUUGUGUGUUUUCAGGAUGAUUUGUUGCGGAAAGGGGCAUGUUUAUUUUAUCACUAAAAUCAGCUGUCCUGUGGGACCUUCGAUGUUAUACUAACCAUUUCAGCUUUUGCACAGAAAACGUUUAUCAUAAAUGAAGAGAUGGAUGUUAUUUUUAUUUAUGAGCAGACAAAUCUGUAUUAACUGCAUCUGUAAUUUGAUGUCCUGCAGGGCUCUGAUUCAGAAUAAAGACAUUUCUCACUAA